Messenger RNA from Notothenia coriiceps (black rockcod), 531 nucleotides. Its product is annotated as E3 ubiquitin-protein ligase RNF182-like. The record is from RefSeq and is a predicted model, not a curated record. The annotation marks the transcript as partial. Lineage: Eukaryota; Metazoa; Chordata; Actinopteri; Perciformes; Nototheniidae. The transcript has 5 exons.
GCAGUUGGCGUACUCUUGGACUGCCGGAUUGAUCAGCUGAUCUGAAGUCAGUCAGCUGACAGGCUGAGUGAAGCCUCGCCCACCACCGCCCAGCUUCCUGGUUCAGGUGAAAACAACAGCCAAUAGGAAUGAGCCUGCUGAAGGAGGCGGAGCCUGGCCGGGAGAUGGAAGCCAAGGUGCAGACCUGGGCUCAGUCUCUGGUUUACACUCUGGAGGAGCUGGAGUGUAAAAUCUGCUACAACCGCUACGACACUCGCAGCCGUAAACCCAAAGUUCUGGGCUGCCUGCACCGAGUCUGUGCCAAGUGUCUGAAGAAGAUGGUCGACAUGGGAGAGUCUUCGCCGUCCGUCAUCAGCUGUCCGUUCUGCCGCCACGAGACCAACGUCCCCGACGAGGAGGUGUGGUUGAUGGAGGAUGACCGACACAUCCUGGGUGUUCUGUCGUGGCAGGACCGAGCCCGCCGAGGAGGAGGAGGAGGAGGAGGAGGAGGAGGAGGGCGUGAGGUGGUGCUCAAUCCCAGCAGUCUGACCG